Messenger RNA from Alnus glutinosa, 969 nucleotides. Its product is annotated as annexin Gh1-like. The record is from RefSeq and is a predicted model, not a curated record. Gene Ontology annotation, cellular component: cytoplasm. The transcript has 4 exons. Bases 1 to 969 code for a protein of 322 amino acids. NCBI's taxonomy places the organism in Eukaryota, Viridiplantae, Streptophyta, Magnoliopsida, Fagales, Betulaceae. Gene Ontology annotation, molecular function: calcium ion binding; calcium-dependent phospholipid binding.
AUGGCUACCACUUCUUUUCAAAGCUCUAAGCAGUAUGAACUGGAUUGCCAACAUCUUCAUUCUUAUUUCUCUGGCAAUGGUGCAAUCAACAACCAGAAGAUUGUGGAGAUCUUCGUAUACAGAAAUUCCCAUGAGUUUAAGUUCAUUCGCCAAACUUACAGUGCUCUCUAUGGUCAGAAUGUUCUUCAUCUUAUCUCAAGUAUUCAGAGGAAUAAUCCAUCUGCUAGAGCAGCUUAUCUUCGAAUGAUAGAACCGCAAGAGCGUGAUGCUGAAAUAAUGAGGAACUCGCUGUUUGGAGGGAGUACUGUGAAUCUUAACGCUUUCGUUGAGAUUGCAUGCAGCCGACCAUCUCAGGAACUGCAGUGUAUUAAGCAGACCUACCGCUCAAGAUACAGUUCUGAUCUUGAACAAGAUGUCACUGCCAAAAUUAAUGGUGGAUUCAAAGAGAUUCUUCUGGCAGUUUUGAAGUCGUGUCGUAGCUAUGGUGGGAGAGUGGACAUGAGCAUGGCCAUGUGCGACGCCAAGACUCUGUACGAGGCUGUAGAAAGCGGGAGGACCGUUGACCAGAAGACCAUCAUUUCAGUUCUAAGUCAACGGAAUUCUGAGCAGGUAAAAGCCAUUCUCGUCUCCUACAAACAGCUUUAUGGGCAGGAAUUCUCCAAGUUCAUGAAGCAAAGCAAAUGCGGGCAGUUUGGAAAAGAAGUUGGAAUCGUAAUCCGAUUCAUACAAAAUCCCGAAAAGUUCUUUGCAAAGCAGCUGAUGAGGAUGAAGAGCGCUGAUGCUCGAGAGAUUUUGAUUCGACUGGUGAUCACUCGGUCGGAGAUAGAUAUCAAAGAUAUUGACGAGGCUUUUGCAGCCAAAACGGGGAGUUCCAUUGAGAACCUUGUGAGAAGGGAAUUCAACGGUAAUAAAGAUCAGACUGGUGACAUUGUAGCUCGCAUCUUGAUUGGACUGAUGAAACGAAAUUGA